Molecule: messenger RNA, 948 nt
Organism: Tupaia belangeri chinensis (Chinese tree shrew)
Lineage: Eukaryota; Metazoa; Chordata; Mammalia; Scandentia; Tupaiidae
Product: olfactory receptor 5B12
Exons: 1
Coding region: 4-948 (314 amino acids)
Biological process (GO): G protein-coupled receptor signaling pathway
Cellular component (GO): membrane
Molecular function (GO): G protein-coupled receptor activity; olfactory receptor activity
Source: RefSeq, a predicted model, not a curated record
UUGAUGGAGAAUAUUUCAGAGGUGACAGAAUUUAUUCUUGUUGGGUUAACAGAUGCCCCGGAGCUUCAGGUCCCUCUGUUUAUAAUGUUCACUCUCAUUUAUUUUAUUGCUCUGGUUGGGAAUCUUGGAAUGAUUGUGUUGAUACUGUUGGACUCUCAGCUCCACACCCCCAUGUACUUUUUCCUCAGUAACCUCUCCCUGGUGGACUGUGUUUAUGCCUCAGCUGUCACUCCUAAGGUAAUAGCGGGGUUUCUUACUGGAGAUAAAGUCAUAUCCUAUAAUGCAUGUGCUACCCAGAUGUUCUUCUUUGCAGCCUUUGCCACUACUGAAAUUUUUGUCUUGGCCUCAAUGGCUUUUGACCGUCACGCAGCAGUGUGCAAACCCCUGCAUUACACCACCACCAUGACAAGUACUGUGUGUGUCCUACUGGUCAUUGGCUCCUACAUCUGUGGACUCAUACAGUCUUCCAUCCAUGUUGCCUUUACUUUCCGUCUCUCCUUCUGUCACUCCAAUGUAGUUCGUCACUUUUUCUGCGACAUUCCCCCACUGCUGGCUCUUUCUUGCUCUAAUAUAUACCCAAAUGAGAUUGUGCUCUUCACAGUGGCAACAUUAGACAUCGUUUUCACUCUCUUGGUUAUCUUAAACUCUUAUUUGUUUAUAUUUAUUGCGAUUCUGAGGAUGCAUUCAACUGAGGGACAGAAGAAGGCCUUCUCCACCUGCACAUCCCACUUCACCACUGUUUCCAUUUUCUAUGGGACAAUCAUCUUCAUGUACUUACAGCCUAGCUCCAGUCACUCCAUGGACAAAGACAAAGUGGCCUCUGUGUUUUAUACGAUGGUCAUCCCCAUGCUGAACCCUCUGGUCUACAGCCUGAGGAACAAGGAGGUGAAGAAUGCAUUCAAGAAGGUUUUUGGAAAAACAAAGUCUUCACUGGGCUUAGCUUUCUAA